Molecule: messenger RNA, 564 nt
Organism: Aspergillus mulundensis
Lineage: Eukaryota; Fungi; Ascomycota; Eurotiomycetes; Eurotiales; Aspergillaceae
Product: rRNA-processing FCF1 family protein
Exons: 4
Coding region: 1-564 (187 amino acids)
Cellular component (GO): nucleolus; small-subunit processome
Source: RefSeq, a predicted model, not a curated record
AUGGGUAUCGCAAAGAAAACAAAGAAGUUCGCGCAGAUGAAGCGCACGAUCAAAGCCCGCGACGAGCGACUCAAGAAACCGGAACCGCCCCAGAAGAAGCCCGAAGAGAUCACUCGCCAUGUCCAAGCCGCUCCGACGAACAUGUUCUUCGCCGCCAACACCGCUCUCGGUCCCCCUUACCGCGUCCUGGUCGAUACCAACUUUGUCUCCCACGCCAUUCGCGCGAAGCUCGAUUUGCUGCCGGCGAUGAUGGAUUUGUUGUACGCGAAGUGUAUCCCGACGUUCACCGAUUGCACCAUUGCGGAGUUGGAAAAGCUGGGUGACAAGUACCGUCUUGCGCUGCGGGUUGCGAAGGAUCCGAGAUGGGAGAGGGUCAAGUGCUCGCACAAGGGAACAUACGCCGAUGACUGCCUUGUCGAUCGGGUCUCCAAACACCGAAUCUACCUCGUCGCAACGAACGAUAAGGACCUUUGCCGUCGCCUCCGCAAGAUUCCUGGUGUGCCAAUCAUGAAAGUCGCCAGAGGAAAGUUCACCAUCGAGAAGCUGCCGGACGCGUUGGAUUAG